Didymodactylos carnosus is the source of this 363-nucleotide messenger RNA. The record is from the annotation of a GenBank genome assembly. Lineage: Eukaryota; Metazoa; Rotifera; Eurotatoria; Philodinida; Philodinidae.
AUGAUCUUCUAUAAUGAUCUGCGUGAAUGGCCGUCAAUUAUGUUAAAAGAAGGUCAUGAAUGGUUAAAAACUGAUUUCAAUUUUCAAUUGCCUUCAUUUUGUAAUAGUACAAGUAGUGCAACAUCACGUGUACAGAAUCCAGAAGAAGGUUGUUUUAUAUUAAAUCAUGAUACACCAAUAUUAAAUAGACAAACAGCAUAUAAUACAUCAGAUGACUUACUGAAUUUAAUAAUGGAUCCAUUGUACAAGUAUUGGUUUACUAAUCCAAAUCAAACAGUAUAUAUUGCAUUAUGUUUCAAAUUUGAUAUAAGUUCACAUGCAGAUGUAUGUGAUAAUAAUACAGGUUUAUUAUGGAGAAGAUAA